Messenger RNA from Drosophila bipectinata, 1717 nucleotides. NCBI's taxonomy places the organism in Eukaryota, Metazoa, Arthropoda, Insecta, Diptera, Drosophilidae. The record is from RefSeq and is a predicted model, not a curated record.
AUGACCGAACUCCAUCCUGGACGACUGCUCACUGGAAUGAGGCUGUAUCUGGGUUUGGGACUGACGUCGUCUGGCAGUACGGAAAGUACCACAAUAAAGAAGUAUGUACGGCUGAUCAUAUUUGGUAUAGUUCUGCUGCUGCCGAUUAAAAAUUCAAAGGAAGAUAUCCUCGACUGCGACUACUACGACACCGUAGAUCUAUCGUCCAGCCCGAAAUUUCCAAAUGAUUCGUAUUUGUAUGAAGGCGUGUUGAUUCCCCCUCACUUGACCGGCGAAUACGAGUAUAAAUUACUUCCCGAUAACUCCAGGGAGUCAGUAGCCAAGCAUUGGAGGGGUUGUGUCUGUAAACUUAGGCCAUGUAUAAGGUUGUGCUGUCAUCCCCAUCACAUGCUCAUAAAUGGGGAUUGCGACGACAGUCUGAAGGAACAACUAGAGCGCCAAGACCUCUAUAUAAAUGUCACCCUCGAAGACGGAUCAGUGUCUUCACGACACUUCCGCAAGGACCUGGUGGUGCAGUGGGAUCUGCCCAUGCCCUGUGAAUAUUUGUAUCCCGUGGAUAACCAGAAUGAACAGGAUCAGUAUACCAUCUUUGAGGAUGGCUCAUUUCUACGACACUUUGACAACAAAACCUUGGAUAAAAGGGAGUACUGUUUACAGCCGCUCAAGAUUGAAUCGGAAGAGUCCUUUCGAAUUUUCCCCCACAAUUGUGUGAUUGAGAGUGAACCCGAUAUUGCAAAGACAAUAAUGCUAUCAUUGUCGCUGUUAGGCAUAGUCCUUACAAUAUCCGUAUAUGCCUACGUGGAGAAAUUGAAAAAUUUCCAGGGGAAGUGUUUCAUAAGCUACAUGAUUUGUCUAUUUUUAGGCUACUUGUGCCUCCUUGUGGAUUUAUGGAAACUGGCAGAUAAGUUCUGUGAAACACUCGGGUACAUUGGCUAUUUUUUCGUAAUGGCCGCUUUCUUCUGGCUCUCGGUCAUAAGCCUUCACCUUUGGAACCUCUUCACGGGACGCAAUCUUAAAUCCCUUCCGGAGAACCGGUUCCUGGUCUUUAAUAUUUAUGCCUGGGGCAUGGCGGGAGUCCUAACCGGAGUCAUCUUUACUGUGGAUCAUGUUAUGGAUAGCAAUGAUCCGCAAAACGAAAAGUGGAUGCCAGGAGUAGGUUUCUAUAAUUGCUGGAUUAACACUGAAGGAUGGUCUGCCAUGAUUUAUUUCUAUGGACCGCUGGCGCUCCUGAUUAGCUUUAACAUAACCAUGUUCAUUCUGACGGCUAUUCGCAUCCUACAGAUUAAAAGGAAUCUUACGAAUUUCACAGCUCGCAGCGAGAGGAGACAAAAGCUAACAUCCGAUAAGCAGACUUACAGCAUCUUUCUACGGCUCUUUAUUAUCAUGGGCAUGACCUGGAGCCUGGAGAUUGGAUCCUACUUGGCCCAAGGACACGAGUAUUGGGAGAAUGUGUUUUUGGUGGCUGACUACUUAAACUGGUCGCAGGGCAUCAUUAUAUUCAUAUUGUUUGUCCUGAAGCCCAGUACCUUCCGACUUAUUUGCCAAAGAAUUCGGGGUGAGAAAGAGGAUCAGAACGCCACUGGGUGUGAAGAGGAGAUAUCUCUCGAGAAUAGGUUUUCCAAAAACCUCGAAUAGGCCCCGAUCAAAAUAUAUUUUGAGUCCUACCAGUGUCAAACCUAAAAGUUUACGAGUCUCUACACAUCACAACAACAAUCGU